AUGUUACAAGAGAAAGGUGGAUUUGAUGCAAAACAAGCUGAAGCUGCUGUCACUGUUGUCAACGGUGCCAUCAACGACGGUAUUUAUUCCAUCACAAAUAACUUAGUUACUAAGGAGACUCUUUCAUCAAUAGCAUACCAACAAAAAGUGGAUUUUGCAAAGUUGAAAGGUGAGUUGCAAACCAUGGAUAAAUCCGAGUUUACCACAUUAAAGAAGGAGCAGGAGAAAUUGAGAACAGACUUGACAAACUUGAAGAACCGUUUGAAAGAGGAGAUUACAAAAAACCAGGCUAGUGUCAGACUAGAUUUGAACUUGGAAAAGGGUAGGAUUAGGGAAGAAAGUUCAAUUAAUGAGUUGAAGAUAGAAGACACCUUUAGUAGAAUAGAUGAAGAAGUAGCAAACAUGCAGCUGCAAAUCAAAUCUGUCAAAACUCAAGUCUUACAAUGGUUGAUGGGUGUUAGUACGGGUACUUUAGCUGUUCUUUUAGCCGUAGGAAGGUUUUUAUAUUAG
This is a messenger RNA of Lodderomyces parapsilosis, 510 nucleotides long. RefSeq lists its product as uncharacterized. Bases 1 to 510 code for a protein of 169 amino acids. The transcript has a single exon. The record is from RefSeq and is a predicted model, not a curated record. Gene Ontology annotation, cellular component: mitochondrion. Lineage: Eukaryota; Fungi; Ascomycota; Pichiomycetes; Serinales; Debaryomycetaceae.